AUGUCAACGUGCAUUUUUUUCGGAUUUCUUAAAAAAUUGGCUCUCUUCAUUUUAAUUGCAGCUAUUGCUAUUCCUCUUCAUUAUGGUUCAACCAAUGUUAAACAUCUUCGAAUUCGUCUACUACAUUCUAUGUUAUCAAUCAAACAUUCUUUCUUACCGGAUCAAGCUCGACCAACUCUCAGUGCAGACUAUCGAGCUUUUGAAGACAUAAUCGUUAUGAUGCCAUUAGGAGAACUUGAUCCAUUAGCAAAUCUAAGUACUAUAAUGAAAGAAUUACGAUCAGGCUUUACGCUGGGUACGACUGUUCCUAAACCAUCACAAUGUCAAGUCAAUAAAGAAGUGUUUGAACAUGAUGGACAUACAGUAGAUACCUAUUGGGUUAAUUAUCAUGGAAAAAAUUUUCAAAGAAACUCUGAUAAAAUCUUGCUCUUUUUUCAUGGUGGAGGAUAUAUGCUGGGCGAUAUUCUUAAUUAUAGUGGAUUUGAAUGUCAUUUGUCUCGUCUUUUCAAUGUAACCAUACUUCAUUUGGAAUAUCGACUUUGUCCAGAAUAUCCAUUACCUGCAGCAGUUGAUGAUGCAGUUGCACUUUACCAUGCAUUUCUUCGUGAUCAUAUUUCACCUUCUCAAUUGCUUUUUAUGGGUGAUUCAGCUGGUGGUGGUCUUUCUCUAUUAACAAUUCAAGCUUUACUUGCUCGUCAAUUACCUGUUCCCCGUGGUGUUAUUGUCCUAUCUCCAUGGACUGAUCUUUCAGCAUCUGGAGAAAGUUAUAAACGUAAUCGUAAAAUUGAUGUAAUAUUUCGUAAUACUAAAGAAGACAACGGUAGUGCCGUUCAGUUAAUGUUGGGUCCUAAUCCUUCUCAAUUAUCUCCUGAUAAUCCUAUUUUUAGUCCUUUAUUUGGUUCCUUUGAAGGAUUUCCACCAAUGUAUAUUAAUGUAGGUACAGCUGAAAUAUUAGAAGAUGAUUCACGACGAAUUUUCAAGAAAGCACAAGAAUCAGGUGUCUCUGUGACAUUUGAAGAAGGUUUACAUUUAAUGCAUGUCUAUCCAGUGUUUUUUCUUUAUUAUCCUGAAGCACGAAAUACACUUGACAAUAUUAAUAAAUGGAUUCAAACAAUUUUUGAUCAAAAACUCAAUGAAUAA
Messenger RNA from Rotaria sordida, 1140 nucleotides. The record is from the annotation of a GenBank genome assembly. Lineage: Eukaryota; Metazoa; Rotifera; Eurotatoria; Philodinida; Philodinidae.